Molecule: messenger RNA, 1461 nt
Organism: Orbilia oligospora ATCC 24927
Lineage: Eukaryota; Fungi; Ascomycota; Orbiliomycetes; Orbiliales; Orbiliaceae
Exons: 3
Coding region: 1-1461 (486 amino acids)
Source: RefSeq, a predicted model, not a curated record
AUGGCUGAAGGCGCUGGGGACAAAAUGUCCAUGGAGGACCUUAUCAAAGGGGUCUUCGCCGAUCUCGUCAGCAUCGUCACCGAAGAUAUCGUUCUCGAAGCUCAUCGCACCGAGAAAGUAACAAACAUGGGGUUCUUUUCCCAAGACGGUGUUCUUGUCACCACCCAGGAACUUCAAACAAAACGGAAUGAGGAGCCUGAACACCUGAGUGCGAUCGUCAUGGGGCGCUCCCUCCGCAUCCCUAUUGACGAUAAUAUUUGCCAAAAAUGUCAACAUCCAAUCCAACAAAACCUUGAUACUUCCUUGACUGCACCGGCGCGUAAAUACUGCCCUAGGCCACCUUACAGAGACCAUACAGGACAAGACAUGUACGGGAAGUCAAUACAGUCUAGCAGCAUUCAAGUUCCCAAGGUCACAUCCAAACAAAAGUUCGCAAUAGAAACCCUACUACCAACAAGACAAACAACCCCGAUAAUAAGAGAAGAAACAGGAAAGCUACCACCCGUAAAGGAUCCACAAGGGAACCGCCUGUCAUGCCCCGCAUGCAACCAAGAGACAUCUUUUAAACUCUGGAUCUCAAAACAUAAAUCAUGUUUGGGAUUUACAGAUCGGAAGGUUCCCUCGCAUAAUGGAGAUAGUGGCUCAGGAACUCCCCACAGUCCGGAUAGUCCGAACUCUAGCUUUGCGGAAGGAGAAAACGCCCCUCCGCCAAAGAAGAAAAAGGUGCAAAGCGACCCAAAACCUCCUACUAAGAAGGCACAACCAAAACGGGAAUCAAGCAAUGCCGGAGAGCCUGUUCCAAAAGGCUCGAUAACUUCAGCCCCAAGACUCGAAAAAUCACUCUCGACGGCUUCUGCACGUCCAGAGUCACCUGCCCCUUCCGCUCCUUCGACCGGGGCUAACGCAGCGUCGAGUGGGUCCGGGCCCAAAAAGAAGAAACCACUCCUGAAACGAAAGGCGGAGAACAUCGAGGAUGAUGUUGAGAAGAAGCCCGUUGAUCCGUAUGAUAUCGAUUACCACCCAACUACAGCGAAGGAGAAGGACACGGCCUCUACUACCCCGACAAAACCAAACAAGAAACAAAAAACAAGCAAUACACCAACCCAGUCGAUGGAAAAUGUUCGGGUCUCUCCUCACCCAGGCACACCCACCACCAAGAACCUUGUCUCCAAAUUCAAGGAUAGAGCGGGAAGCCCUACUCCCACUAAAAAGGAGAGACUAGGUAAUACUGACACGAAGACACACUCAGAUAAUAGUGGGGCCGCUCGAAAGGCCUCUCCAAAACCGUCAGGGGACAAGGAUUCAAAGCUGAAAAAGUCAAGCAGUUCGAAGCCAGACGGCAGCCCAAAGAUGAAGAAACUGGCCCCUGGUAGUAUGGUCAAGUCGUCUAAGAAGGAAUCUUCUAAUAAAGGGCUGCCUCACAAGAAAAAGGAGAAGCGUCAGACGCCAGACCGCACAUAG